UGCAUUAAUGCGUCUGGGGGAGAAAAACAGGUGACGAUUGAUAUUUGCAGAUCCUUUCGGCCAAAAGCGAUCUUUACCGUUACGCUGUCGAAUAAGUAGAUUGCAGGGGAAUACAGGACCAAGGUUCACAAUCAAGAUCUGCUGGUUGACCGGAGGGGGAUGGAAAUUAGAAGGCAUGCAAGAUCUACCCAAGGAAACCAUUAAUGAUGCUCAACACACUUUGAGGGACCUUGCGCUGCGUGCCGCUGAUUUGCCCUUAUAUUUGUACAACUCCCUGCCAGAGGUAAAGCUCUCCCCUUUUGUUAGGAAGCUCAUCCUGAUCUCUGUGGUGGGAGCGACUUCCUUUGCUAUUUUGGCCCAUCAGUUGAAACGAAAACGAAGAAAGAGGAAACAGGAAGAGGAGGAGGAGGAGGAGAUAGUGAAGGUGCAGAUGCCAUGGGAGCAAGAACUUUUUAUUCCGCAAUUUUCCAGAACAGCAGCAUCAGAAAAAGGCUCUAGUUGUGCCAGCAGUCGCCAGAACCUGAGCCUCUCCUUGCAGUCGAAGGGAUCGCACUCGUACAACACGUACGCAUCCGCAGGGCUGCUCAGCAGGUACUCUGGCUCAGUACAGAGCCUAUCCUCGGCCCAGAGUGUGAACUCUUCCCAGAGCUGUCUGUGCGCUGGUUCGAACCUAUGGGACAAGGUUGCUGAAGACAACGAAAUCAAUCUGAUCAAUGUGCCAGUGACCACUCCUGAAAACCUGUACCUGAUGGGGAUGGAGCUGUUCGAGGAGGCACUCCAGCGGUGGGAGCAGGCCCUGAGCUUCCGCAGCCGGCAGGCAGAGGACGAGGUGAACUGCUCCUCGGUCAAAUUGGGAGCAGGAGAUGCAAUCGCGGAAGAAACGGUGGAGGACAUCAUCAGUGUAGAGUUCAUACACAAGCUGGAGUCAUUGCUGCAGCGAGCUUAUCGACUGCAGGAGGAGUUUCAGGCUACUCUGGGAGCACCCGACCCAGCUUCUCUGGCGAAUGACAUUGACAGAGAGACCGACAUCACAGUCAGGGACACUGAAGAUGUCUGCCAGCGGGACACGAUCAGCAUUGCCUCCACAGAUUCGUUUGUUUCAGCGGCUGAGCUAACAGAACACAGGGACCAUCGGGGCAGUGCCUACGGCUUGGGGUCAUGGUGUCAUCUGCCUCUUUACGAAGAAGCAAUGCAGCUAGCGGAAGAGGGGAAGGUGUUCUGCCGCGUCCUGAGGACAGAGUUGUUGGAAUGUGUGGGUGACAGUGACUUCCUGGCCAAGGUACACUGCGUGCGUCAGGCUUUUCAGGUAAUUCUGUCAGAUGCCUCGAAUAUAAAGUAUUUUGCAGAGAUGGGGAAAAAGAUCCUGUCUGCGAUAAUGAUGAAAGCUCACAAGAAUCCAAAGAGGUUUGUGGAAGUCUUUGAGGACAUGAUGUUCUUCCUGCAGCAAACCGAUCACUGGGAGACAACUCAGCGGGAACUUGCGUCACGAGGGGUGAAAUACAUGAAUUUUUAUGACGUUGUUUUGGACUUCAUCCUGAUGGAUUCCUUUGAGGAUCUGGAGAAUCCCCCUUCAUCGAUACAGAACAUCGUCAACAAUCGGUGGCUAAAUAAUUCCUUCAAGGAAACUGCUGUGGCUUCGAGCUGUUGGUCUGUUCUGAAGACCAAGAGACAGCAGAUGAAGGUGCCAAAUGGCUUCAUUGCACAUUUCUACUCUGUUUGUGAGCACAUCAGCCCUGUCUUGGCGUGGGGGUUCUUAGGACCCAGGAACUCCCUCUAUGAUUUGUGCUGUUUCUUUAAGGAACAAGUGCUCUUCUUCCUGAAGGACAUCUUUGACUUUGAAAAGGUGAGAUACACCAGCAGGGAGAGUCUUGCAGAGGACAUCUUACACCUGAUCCAGCGCCGCACAGAGCUUCUGGUGGCUUACCUGGGAACAGACAACCUGAGGCACCUGAACGGGUACGUCGGACUCCCAUUGUCCAACAAAGCCAUGGAAGUAUAUAAGAAGUAAGCCAAGGGCCUUGAACUGCCCCUGUGCACAAGUUACCACCUGAAUCCUUAAUGCUGCUGAGUCUAUGAAUUUGAAUCCAUUAAGCCCCCAAACCUUGGCACCACCAUCCUUGAAGUAGCAGUUGUUGAGCUGAUUUAAGAAUAACACGCACAAAAUGCUGGAGGAACUCAUCAGGUCUGGUAGCAUCCAUGGAGGGGAAUAAAGAGCUGACGUUUCAGGCCGAGACUCAAUAUCAGGACUGGAAAGGUAGGGGGAGAGAAGGACCACAAGCUAGAAGGAAAUGGGUGAAGCCAGGUGUUUGGGGAAGGGGGGAAUGAAGUGAGAAGUGGGCAGGUGAUAGGUGGAAAAGGUAAAGGUUGAAUAAGGAGGAAUCUGAUAGGAGAGGAGGGUGGACCAUGGCAGAAAGGGAAGGGUGAAGAAGGGACCCGGGGAAAAUUGAUAGGCAGGUGAGAAGAAGUAAGAGGGAAGUCAAAGUGGGGAAUGUGCAGGCCAAGUCAUUGGGUGUAUUUAAGGCAGAGCUUGAUAGGUUUUUGAUUAAUCAGGGUGUUAAUGGUUACGGAGAGAAGGCAGGAGAAUGGAGUUGAGAGGGAUAAUAAUUCAGCCAUGAUAGAAUGGUGGAGCAGACUUGAUAGACCAAAUGGCCUAAUUCUGUUCCUAUGUUUUGUGUUCCAAAUUAGAGAAAUUGAUGUUCAUUUCUUUUCCACCUAUCACCAUCCAGCUGCUCACUUCAUUCUCCCCCAUCCUGCCUACUCAACUUCACCUACCACCUUCUCGGUUGUACUCCUCCCCCCCGCCGCACCCCCCAUCUUAUGUUGGCUUCUUCCCCCUUCCUGAUGAAGGGUCUCAGUACGAAAUGUCCUAUUUAUUCUCCAUGCAGCCUGCCUGACCUGCUGUGUUUCCCCAGCAUUUUACUCUGGAUUUCCAGCAUCUGCAGAAUCUCUUGUGUUCAUUGAGUUGAAUUUUUAAUUCCUUUUGCCAUGUUUUACAUUUUGUUUAUUUUAUGAAAAUAAUAUUGCUUUAAAAUCUAUUCUGGCCUGUAGGUGCAGUAGUGAGGGAGUGCUGCUGUAGUGGAAGCAAUAUUUUUUAGAUGUGAUAUUAACUGUAGCCCUGUCUGCCCUUAAAGAUGUAUGUAAAAUAUUUUGUGGUAAUACAGUGUCCAGAACAGCAGGAAGUAAUUCCUUGUGUCCCUCAUUACCCACUGCCAAUGCCAGCAAUUUUCAGUUUAUGUCCCAAUGUUAAACACAAGACAUUCUGUAGAUGCUGGAAAUCUCGAGCAACACACACACAAAAUGGUGGAGGAACUCAACAGGUCAGACAGAAUCUCUCGAGGGGAAUAAAUAGUCGACAUUUGGGGUUGAGUCCUUCCAUCAGGACUGGAAGGAAGGAGGCAGAAGGUGGGGGGGGAGGGUGAAGGUGACAGAUGGGAUGGAAAGUUGGAUGAAGAAAGAAGUUGGAAGGAGAUGGGUGGAAGGGCAGAAGAAGGAGGAAUCUGAUAGGAGAGGACAACAUAGGAGGGGCACCGAAGGGAGGAAAUGCACAGGUGAGGAGAGGGGUGAGAGGGUAAGCAGAAUGGGGAAUGCAAAAAGGGGGAAGGAGGGAAGGGAAGAAAUUACCAGAUGUUGGAGAAUUUGAUGUUCAUACCAUUCCUCCAACAUUGAUUUCUUUCCUUCCCUCCCUCCUCAUUUCCCGUUCUAGUUAGCCUCUCAUCCCUUCACUUCUCACCUGCCCGAAACUUCCUUCUGGUUCCCCUCUUCCUUCUCUUUCUCCCAUGGUCCACUCUCAUCUCCUAUCAAAUUUCUCCCUAAGCCUUUUACUUCUUCCACCUAUCUCACAUUUCCCAUUUCAUUCCCCCCUUCCCCACCUACUUAUCUCCCCCCUCACUUGUCUUACCCCACCCAUCCUCUUCCACUCACCCACCUUCUCCUCACCUGGUCUCAGUUAUCCUCUCCCAGUGUCUUACCCCAUCCACUCUCUCCCACUCACCCACCUUCCCCUCACCUAUCACCUACUCCCUCCCCUCCCAUCUUCUUAUUCUGGCUUCUGCCCUUCCUUUCUCCCCUUUUCCAGUCCUGAUGAAGGGUCUCAGGCCAAAACAUCAACUGUUUAUUCCCCUCUAUAAUGGUGCCAUCUUGCUGAGUUCCUUCAGCACUCUGUGUGUCUUGCUCUAGAUUUCCAGUAUCUGCAGAAAUUCUUGUGUUAAUGGAAUGGUUGACAUUUUGUGCCAAGGUCCUUCAUCAGUCUCCCUUGUGUCAGGGCACAAAAAUAUUAAUAGAAAUUUUUUCCUUGUGCACAAGGUUAAAUGCACAAUGUCUAAAUGCACAAUAGAUUUAAAAUGUGGUGGAUGAAUUAAUGGCACAAAAAUGUCAGUGGACAUGAUGUUCCCUUUGAGUUUUACAGUAAGGAAACAGGCCCUUAAGCCAUUUUUAAGUAGAUGUUUCUAUGUACGUGUGGCAAAUAAAACUAAUCUUUAAUCUUAAGCAAGAAACAGAUUAUCUCCCAAUUUAAGUCGUUGCUCUUUGCAGGAAUCUACUUUCUGUAAACUGGCUAGGGUGUUUCCUCAUUACAACAUGAUAAUGUAACAGCGCAACGCUAUUAUAGCUCGGGCAUUCUGGAGUUCAGAGUUCAAUUCCAGUGCUGUUCUUUAUGGAGUUUCUACAUCCUCCCCGUGGAACAUGUGGGUUUUCUCUGGGUGCUCUGGUUUCAUCCCACAGUCCAAAGAUGUAUGGGUAGAUUAAUUGGUCAUUGUAAAUCGGUCCAUGAUUAGGUUAGGAUUAAAUGGGUUUGGCAGUGGUUCCUGGGAUGGCAUAGCUUGAGGAGCUGAAAGGGCCAACUCUGUUCUGUAUAGCUAAAUAAACAAAAUAAACACUACAAGAAAUAAAGAAAUACUUCAAUGGUUGUGAUGAUCUUUGGAACAUCUGGGUUUGUAAAAAGUGCCUCCUUUCUCUCUGAGAGGUAAGUUGUAAAUCAGAGUGCCAAGAACCUUUGCUGAUAAGAAGUAGGUUGUUAUUUGAGUGAAGAUACGUGGCUCUGUGCCUUGCCCUGUGUGUUUCUCUGGAAUACCCCUUGUAUGCAAUUCCUUACCCGUGUGUUAGGUCAUGAGUUGUUUAACGCAUGGCGUGUUGCCCACAGGAUUCUGGUGGUAGCUUCUGCACAGUGGAAUCUCAAGGUAGCCUUGGGAUGUGGAGCCAAUCCUUAAAGGACCCAGUUAGGGGUCAGUAAAGCAAGUUUGUUCUCAUCCCAUGACAGGGCAAGUCUUGAAGAAGCAGCUAUCCUGGGCUAAAGAUGAUGGGACAUGUUGCGUUGUGCCUAUAAUUCAUUAUAGACUCAGGGAGGUUUCCAAAGGAAAAGAAUCCAGGAUUUUUUAAAAUAAAUUCUUUGUGUUGCGUUGUGAGGUUAAGUCCGGAUCGGUUGCUAACUUGGGAUUCCCAGUUGCAAUUAGGAAAGCCAAUUCAUUUGGUCUUGAGAUAUCCCUACAGUUGUAUUACCUGCAAUAAACAGUGUAACUUUUGAUUGUCUGCCAUUCUGUUGUUCCCCUCUGGUUAAGGGUUUUUAACCAGUAGGAAUACUGUUAGGUUUGCCACCUCUAGCCAGUCUUGAUCGCAGAGGGUCAUGAUCCCAGCACCUAUCUCUGAAGUUUGCACCUUCUCUCUGUGACUGCCUGGGAUUUUUUUCUGGGUGCCACAGCUUCCACUCACAUCCAGGAGGCCAUUCAGCCGAUUUAGUCAAUGCCAGCUCUCAGAGUAUGCCCCCAGCCCUAUUUCAAAGCAUAGAAUAUAGGACAAUACAGCCCUUUGACCUGCGAUGCUGUGCCACCCUUUAUAAUCCUAUCCACGUUCAAUCUAAUCCUUCCUUCCUACACAGCCACAGCCCUCCAUUUUCCUAUACCCAUGAGCCUAUCAAAGAGUCUCUUCAAAGCCCCUAAUAUAUCUGACUGUCCCCACACCAGACAGUGUAUUCCAUACACUUAACACUCUCUGUAUAAAAACACCUGUCUCUGACAUCUCCCCUCUACUCUCCUCCAGUCACCUUAAAAUUAUGCAUCCUCGUAUUAGCCAUUCCUGCCUUAGGAGAAAAGGAACUGGCUGCCCACUCUUUCCAUUUAUCAUCUUGUACAUCUGUUUUAUGCUGUAAGUUUGACCGUAGUAAGAUAGUGGCAUGUAUUCACAGUGGCACAUUUCACUCCAUCCACACAGUUCCCAUAGGACACUCUUCCAAAUGGAGCUCAUUUUUACCCUCAUAGGUCCAUGAGACCCUAAGACAUAUGAGCAGAACUAGACCUCAUGGACCAUCGAGUUUGCCACACCAUUCCAUCAUGGCUGAUUUGUUAUCCCACUCAACCCCAUUCUCCUGCCUUCUCCCCAUCACCUUUGACACCCUGACUAAUCAAGAACCUGUGAACCUCUGCUGUAAAUAUACAGGCCUCCAUAGUUGUCUGUGGCAACGAAUUCUACAGAUUCACCGCCCUCUGGCCAAAGAAAUUCCUUCUUAUUUCUGUCCUAAGUUGACAUCCCUCUAUUCUGAGGCUGUGUCUUCUGGCCCUAGACUCCCCUACUAGAGAAAACAUCCUCUCCACAUCUGCUCUGUCCAGGCCUAUCACCCCAUCCCUCAUUUUUUUAAACUCCUGCAAGUACAAGCCAGGCCCAGAGCUAUCAACAGUUCCUCGUUAACUCUUUCAUUCCCUGAAGCAUUUUUGUGAACCUCCUCUGGACACUCUCCAAUGCCAGCACAUCUUUUCCUAAAUAAUUCAAGUGCAGUCUGACCAUGCCUUACAAAGCCUCAGUAUUACUUCCUUGCUUUUAUAUUCCGGUCCUAUCAAAAUGAAAGUUACCAUUGCAUUUACCUUCCUUACCAUCAACUUAACCUGCAAGAUAACCUUUCAGCAAUCCCUGCACCAGGACUCCCAAGACUACUUGCACUCUGAGUUUAGAAUUUUCUCCUCAUGUAGAAAAUAGUCUAAGCUUUAUUCCUUCUACCAAAGUGCCUGACCAUACAAUUCCCCACACUUGCCCGUUCUCCCAGUCUGUCUUCGUCCAUCUGCAGACUCCCUGCUUUCUGCAAAACUACCUGCCCCUUCCACCUGUCUUUGUAUCGUCCACAAACUUGGCCACAAAGCCAUCAAAUCUGCGUAUAACAUGAAAAGAAGCGGUGACCCUGCAGAACGCCACAAAUCACCAGUAACCAACCAUAAAGGGCCCCUUUUAUUCCCACUCUUUGUCUCCUGCCAAUCACCCAAUCUUCUAUUGAUGCUAAUAUCUUCUCUGUAAAACCAUGGGUUCUUACCCUGUUAAGCAGCCUCAUCUGCACACCUUGUCAAAGGCCUUCUGAAAAUCCAGGUAAGUAACGUCCACUGACUCUCCUUUGACUAUCCUGCUUGGUAUUUCCUUAAAGAGUUCCAGCAUUUUUGCCAGACCUUAAGGAAACAAUGCUGAAUUUGGCCUAUUUUAUCAGGUGCCCCCAACUACCCCAAAACCUCAUUCUUAAUAAUGCAUGCCAGCAUCUUCCUAAUCACUGAGGUCAGGCUAACUGGCCUAUAAUUUCCUUUCUUCUUCCUUCCCCUCUUCUUAGAGUGGAACAAUAUUUCUAAUUUUUCCAAUCCUCUUAAACCAGAAUCCAGUGAUUCUUGAAAUAUCGUUACUGGUGCCACCACAGUCUCUUCAGCCGCCUCUCUCAGAACCCUGGGGUGUAGUCACUCCUUGGAGUGGUGCCUCAGCAGAAGAUUGCUGCCUGUCCAGCUCUCAGGUGGGCAGGUUCCAAAGUGCGUACCUAAUCCAAAAACUCCCCGCAGUUGAAUAUGACCUGGACCCAUUGAUCAGAUGGAGAAGUGGCAAACCUUGACAGCUUAAUUGUUCUAUCAAGCAACGGCUUAUGUGUUUUGUAUCGCCUGCUUUAUAUGGUCCAUAAUGUGACUGUACACUUUGAUAUCUCUGUAUCUAUAUCUCUUAAGAAAUAUAUAUAUAUCUAUAUACAUAGCACCCCAAAGAGCACACAAACUAUUCACCUUUGAACAGGUACUUGAAUUUUGCGUUUGCCAGCCUGAACCACUAUGAUAUGGCUGUCGUUGUACUAUGAAAUAUUCUGACAGAAAUGCUUGUAUUUUGAGGAAGUUGACUAAAUGAAUAAAAGCUGCCUUACACUUGGUGGGUCUGUAAAGAAUCUAGCAAUAUAUCAGUGUAUUUUAAUUUGAAGCAAUGCUGCCCAAAACACAGAACACGAACUGCCUGUGCUUGUCGCUGAUUUUGUUAGCAAGCACUGGGUGUUGUAGAAGAUCCUCAGUAGGUAAAGCACUUUAAAAAUAAAUUGC
Messenger RNA from Hypanus sabinus (Atlantic stingray), 8309 nucleotides. RefSeq names its product mitoguardin 1 (gene miga1). The coding region runs from base 176 to 2008 and encodes 610 amino acids. The record is from RefSeq and is a predicted model, not a curated record. The transcript is spliced from 16 exons. Gene Ontology annotation, biological process: mitochondrial fusion. NCBI's taxonomy places the organism in Eukaryota, Metazoa, Chordata, Chondrichthyes, Myliobatiformes, Dasyatidae.